UGCCAGGGAACCCACCCAGUGUGCGGAGGAGCUGUGCACCCCCAAAAGGCACUUGGGGUCCAAUUGACCCCCUGUGCCCAGUGUGCUCCCUUGGGGCUCCCUUUUCCUGGGAUUACUGCCCUGCCAGCUGCUCUCCUGGCCGGCAGCCCCUGAAAUCCUAUUACUGAGUUUCAGGAGAAGUAAAAAGUUAAUCAUCUCCUUCGCCUGCUCUUCCUGCCACGGGGUUCACAGAGGUGGAUGAGCUGAUGCGGUGAGGCCGCUUGGACCAUUGUGGCUGAGCCCAUGGACCCAGCACCAGGCUGGUAGGGACCGCAGAGGUCAGCAGCUGGUGCUGGGAGGAGGGAAGGUUGGGGCAGGAGAAGGGAGCAGCCAGCUCGACACUGGACCAGGAACCAUGCCACUGCAGACAGAGAUCCUGCGCGAGGUCUGGGCUGCAGAGAGCCCCAGCGAAGAGCCGGGGAGCCCCCAGCACAAGCCCAAGCAGCACCACCCGCAGGGGCAGAAGCUGAAGAAGAAGCGGCAGGAGCCUGCUCCAGAGCCCGAGGCAAAGCCCCGGCGGCUUCGGGUGAAGAAGCCAGGCGAGGGGGGGGCUACGGAGGAGCCCCGAGCCCUGGCACAGGGGGUGAAGAAGCUGAGGAAGAAGAAGGAGGAGAAGGGGGAGGAGGAGAACAACAAGGACCCUAAAUUCACCAAGGAGCCUCGGAGGAAAAAGGAGAGCCCAGCCCCCCGCUCACGUGUGGUCAAAGGCCCCAAGAAGCAGCAAGAGCCAGCUGAGGACUCGGAGGAUGAGGAGGAGGAAGAGGAGGUGGAAAGUAAAGAUCCACCAAAAAAGCUCAAGAAGAAACUACCUAAAGAGUCCCCCUCGGGUGAGAGCCGGGAGAAAAAGCUGAAGCCAAAGGGCGACAAGGGUGACCCUGACAGCAAAGCCAAAUCUGCUAAAAGCACCAAGAAGGAGCCGAUGUCCAUGUUCCAGGUGAAUGGGGAGAAGAAGGAGAAGAAAAACAAGAAGAAAGCCACCACCAGCAGUGAUGAAGAGGAUGAUUCCGAUUCCAGCACCAAACCCAUCAGGUCGGGAAAGAAGAAAAACCCAGCAUCCCUCUUCCAGACCGGCGGGGACCCCCCUAAGGAGAAGAAAGCCAAAAAGAAAGCUCCUCCCAGAGCAGCUGAGAGUGAGGACGAGACCCUGGAGACCCCACAGAAAAACUCCAACAAGAAGGGGAAAGGGAAGAAAUCAAAGAAGCCCAAGGAGGAGAGAGCCCCAUCGCCUGUUAUUGAGGUGGACAACCUGGAGGAGUUUGUGCUGCGGCCGGCGGCACAGGGGGUGACCAUCAAGUGCCGGGUGACACGGGACAAGAAGGGGAUGGACCGGGGGCUUUACCCCACCUAUUACCUUCACUUGGAUAAUGACAAGAAGGUAUUCCUCCUUGCCGGGAGGAAGCGGAAGAAAAGCAAAACUUCCAACUACCUCAUCUCCAUCGAUCCCACCGACCUGUCACGGGGAGGAGAGAACUUCAUUGGGAAGCUCAGAUCCAACCUGAUGGGUACGAAGUUCACAGUGUUCGACAACGGCGCGAACCCCGACAGGGCCAACGCUGACUGGUCCAACGUGCGGCAGGAACUCUCAGCUGUGGUCUAUGAGACCAAUGUUUUAGGGUUCAAAGGCCCCCGGAAGAUGACGGUCAUCAUCCCUGGGAUGAACUCUGACAACGAGAGGGUGCCCAUCCGGCCCCGAAAUGAUAACGAUGGUCUCCUGAUGCGAUGGCAGAACAAAAACAUGGACAACGUGAUUGAGCUGCACAACAAGGCGCCGGUGUGGAAUGAUGAGACACAGUCCUACGUCCUCAACUUCCACGGCCGGGUCACUCACGCCUCCGUGAAGAACUUCCAGAUCGUGCACAGCAGUGACCCUGACUACAUCGUGAUGCAGUUUGGGCGCGUGGCGGAUGAUGCUUUCACCAUGGACUACAACUACCCCCUCUGUGCCGUGCAGGCCUUUGCCAUAGCUCUCUCCAGCUUCGACGGGAAGCUGGCCUGUGAGUAGCACCUGCACAGGGACCACGUGCUGGUGCCCAGUGGAUGCUCCUGUGUCCUUGUCCUGCUCCACUUCCUCCAUUUCCACCUUCUUCAUGGUGAAUGCUCAUGGUUACAGCUGCUCCUGUGGUGGUUGGAGGUGCACGACGCCUGCAGAGCACAGUGGGACACUUAUCCAGGCAAACUGGGGCCAGAUGGCAGAGUCAAGCUCAGGGUAUAUUUAGCAGAUGAGGCUGACUGUGAUCCCAAUCUCAUCCCUUUGAGACAUUUCUUGGACUUAGAUCCUGGAAACUCAUCCCCCUUUUUUUAUUUUUGACGGUUUUA
Messenger RNA from Pezoporus flaviventris, 2355 nucleotides. It is a transcript of the gene TULP1, whose product is annotated as TUB like protein 1. The record is from RefSeq and is a predicted model, not a curated record. The transcript is spliced from 14 exons. Gene Ontology annotation, cellular component: cilium. Lineage: Eukaryota; Metazoa; Chordata; Aves; Psittaciformes; Psittacidae. The coding region runs from base 395 to 2041 and encodes 548 amino acids. Gene Ontology annotation, molecular function: actin filament binding. Gene Ontology annotation, biological process: protein localization to cilium.